Protopolystoma xenopodis is the source of this 594-nucleotide messenger RNA. The record is from the annotation of a GenBank genome assembly. NCBI's taxonomy places the organism in Eukaryota, Metazoa, Platyhelminthes, Monogenea, Polystomatidea, Polystomatidae.
AUGGUAAAACUCACUGACGAUGCCGACUAUGAUGACAGCGAAACGUCUGGGAAUUUCCGUCACAGCCCAUCCUAUCUAUGGAGGCUUGCGCGUGCAGCCUUUCUGGCAGGUCGUGAUGCGGUCGACACCCCUGAGCCUGCCUCAUUAGACACUGGCCAGCCAUGCGCAAGUUUAGGUUCUUUAACAUCUUCAUCGUCAUCCAUUUCCUCAGCCAGGGCUUCUUUCUCCCUUGACCCUAACCUUUCCUUCUCUGAUGGCCUAAUCCGUAUUACUAGUCGACUUGAUUUCAUUCAUAUCGGAUUGGCUGUCGGUCGCCGGGCCUUAAGGCUAGUCACAUCGGCUGCUUCUACUGAUAAUCAGGCUUCUAAUGAGCCUCUGGAAGCAUCUUUAAUUGGGCAAUAUGAAGUGGCCCAAACCUAUCUCUGGCUCGCUGUGCUGGUCGGACUGGCUGCCACACGUGGGGGGUUGCAGAAACGAAUUGAGUAUGGACAUGAAUUUAAAACUUUGAUCGACAAAGCAGUUACACUUGAUCCUACUAAUGCCUGGGCAUACCAUCUCAAGGGUAGAUGGUGUUAUAAAGUAAGUUGCUUUUAA